Molecule: messenger RNA, 2933 nt
Organism: Synchiropus splendidus (mandarinfish)
Lineage: Eukaryota; Metazoa; Chordata; Actinopteri; Syngnathiformes; Callionymidae
Gene: nsun3
Product: NOP2/Sun RNA methyltransferase 3
Exons: 6
Coding region: 82-1401 (439 amino acids)
Biological process (GO): rRNA methylation
Cellular component (GO): mitochondrial large ribosomal subunit
Molecular function (GO): methyltransferase activity
Source: RefSeq, a predicted model, not a curated record
UGUGUUUAAAGUGACAGUCAAUGCCAUUUGACGUUUGUAAAUAUUCAAUGUCUUUUCCCCCACUAAUUCCUACACAAAAAGAUGCUCUCAAGAAACCCAGCUUUUUACACUUGGGGAAUAAUUCGUUUAAAAGGUGGGCAGCGAACACUAAAGCUUCUUCGCCAUUCGUGUUCAUCUGACCACACUUCUGUCGCGGAUAAUGCGCCUCCUGCCAAACCGUUCAAACGCGCCACCAGAACCCAGAUAACCAAAGCUUCCACAGGAGUACGAUCUCCAUGUCAAGGGAUUUUGAGUCACUUCGAUCAUCAGUAUUCUGCAGAACUUGGAGAGUUGUGGAAGUCCACAAGAGCAGUGCUUCUGGACCCCUGCUCUUGGCAGUAUGGUGUGUUACUCAACCGCUUUACUGCGGACACACACCUCAAACAAAUCCUCCUCUCUCAUGGCUUUUCCACACUUCUGCGUCACACUGAAGGCUUCAUCCAGUCCAGUUCGGAAAGCCAAGCAGAACACAUCCACCAAUCAGACUGUGGUUUAGAUGAUCCUGGCAACCAGCCCGUCAUCAACUCUCCUGUUCCCUCUUUGAGUUCAACGCUGCAGUGCUAUGUACACCCACACAUUGUCCGUUUUCCACCACAGACACACAGGCCUGGUGAACUCAAGCAGUACUACCUCCUUAAUGCUGCCUCCCUGCUUCCAGUUCUGGCACUUAAAGUCCAGGAUGGAGAGAAGGUUUUGGAUCUUUGCUCAGCACCAGGAGGAAAAUCAAUAGCUAUUAUGCAGUCUGCCACACCAGAUGUUCUGUGCUGUAAUGAACCAGAUCCACACAGACGAGACUGGCUAGCCAAAACGCUGGAGUCGUUUUUUCCUCAACAGUUGAACACCAGAGUAAUAGUUUCUGCUCAUGAUGGACGGGCUUUCGGGCAAAUUGAGGAAGGAACCUACGACAAGGUUCUUGUUGAUGCUCCUUGUUCUAAUGAUAGAAGUUGGCUGUUUUCAACUGGCAGUGACCAGGUAGAAAAGAGAUUAAGUGAAAGAGCAGGACUCCCAGCACUCCAGGCUCAACUCCUGAGGUCUGCUUUGACAGCGGUGCGUCCAGGUGGAACAGUUGUUUACUCGACAUGUACCUUGUCUAGUUUGGAGAACUUUGCUGUAGUAGAGACAGUGCUGAAGGACUGUCCUGACGCUGAAGUCGAGGACCUGUGGGAGGAGAUUGGCUUUCUGCUGUCAGACUAUUUUACCUUCCUUCCUGUUCAUCAAGGACAGGUACCACACUUGAUGUCUUCACAUCCACAGGGUGGUGCUGUGUCCUUAAAUGCCCACAGACUUGGCCUCUUAGUUGUUCCCCAGCCAAGCAGAACUUGGGGACCAAUGUUUUUGUCCCGGAUAAGAAGGAGGUCAUAACAACAAACACUUGUUUUUCAUGUUCUUCAUCAAAAGUACAAGAACACAGACUUGUCUAUGAUAAAUAAGUGUUAACCCUCUUCUGUCACUAGCAUUUCUCAGCUUCACUUGAACCUGACUCUACAGUGACUUUAUCCAACAGAAAUAGGUUCAGCCGAGUCAUAGAUCAAGGUGGCACAUCCUUAGUGUUGAUGCUAAUAAUUCUCAUGGUCAUCAGUUUUCCGUGGUGCUCUCCAAUGUAAAGUGAUUCAGAAGUUUGCCACAUCUUCCAUUGAUAAGUGAUCUUCAACUGUUCAUGUGUUUCACAUGGUUUGUCUGUACGUAGAAAAAAUAUUUAUUUCAUGUGUUUAUGUAUAACAUAGACGCAGUUACAAAGAUAAAGAAGAGCACGUCCUACUUCUAUUCUUUAGUGUUGUAAACAUUAUAGUAAACACGUUUAUUUUUUUGUGGGUGUCACAUUUGAGUUUUUCCUUCCUUCACAAGCACCCAAUUUAAACCCGGAAACAAGCAAAGAACAAGUAGCAAGUCAGAAGCUUCUUUUGUUUAAUAAAUUCAGAAAUUGAAUGUGUAAUGAUGGCAUACACCGCAGUGUGGACUGUUUAGGGCUUUUAUGCAACUAGUAAACACUGUGGCUUCUCAUUUGGCUCACUGGUUAAAUGUCACUGUCAUCAUUGUGCCAGUUUCGACUAAUGCACAAAUGGAGCUCAACCAAAUAUGUGACAUACUUGAGAAUUAACAUCAAAGAUGAUCAUAUUUAUUUGUUUUUUUUUCCUUGUAAAUUGAGUUGUAAAGGGUCUCUCUGUUCCAGUUUUCCCUCUUUGGUGAUCAAAUCCCACAUGCUAAUGGAGUAGCUUCAUAUCACAAUAAAAUGUUUGUCAUUUCCAAGUCAUAAGUUAUAUUUUGCAAAAUGGCUCCCUCGCUUGAAAUGCUCUGUUUACGUUGAAUGGCCGACGAUGAUCACAAAAAACUACAAACACGUCGGAAUGAGCCAUGCCCAUGAAUCCAAUCCAGUUUCAAUGGAUCACAAAUGUCACGCAGUGGAGCAUUUAAAGCUAACAGCUUAAACAAAUCUGUUUGCUAAUAAAAACAAAACGAACUCACGUGUUAUCUUGGUAUAUUGGAUGUUUGUUGCUGCGUCUUAACACCAAAGUUAAUGUAACAAUGAAACCCUGUGACGUAACACAACUCUACUCUGUUAAUGUGUGAUGUUCUCGUCCUCCAGCGCUACUGUUUUAACAAGAUAAAGUAUAAACUUAGUUUUAGAAGUGUUAGAUAACUUAUCUUGUUUUAAGCCAACAUUUCUUAUUUCUAGUGUUCCACUUUUCACGAAGAUCAUAAAUCUAACCUUGUCUUUUUUUUGUCUACAAUAAACAGGAAAUCUUAAAAUGAGGUAAAUAACUGUUGAAAUAUAAUAUUUUACAUCUCUGCCCCUGUCCCAUCAAAAAUAGAUCUUAUGAGAUUUAGUAAUAAACUCAAGUUGCUACAUUCAAUUCUUAAGUAUUGCUCUUAUUUCAAGCAUGUUGAAAUACAGC